Molecule: messenger RNA, 1323 nt
Organism: Penicillium digitatum Pd1
Lineage: Eukaryota; Fungi; Ascomycota; Eurotiomycetes; Eurotiales; Aspergillaceae
Source: RefSeq, a predicted model, not a curated record
AUGGACCAAGCGACGUCCGCAUCCCCAGAGAUGACCUUCAGUGUCCUGGCGUCCACUGCUCCAGUCCUUGCGCCACGAGUAGGCAAAUUGGCCAUUCCAGGCCGCAAGACCCUUGCGACGCCGCACCAUGUCCCGCUCACUUCGAGAGGCACAGUUCCACAUGUUGCGCACGAUCUGAUGCGCGAUCACACGGAGAUCAAUAGCUUGUAUGUUGGAUUGGAAGAUUCCGCCGAUAUGCCUUUGAUCCUAGGUCCGCGGCGUUUCCCUCCGAUCCCAUGCCCCCCUGCGAACACAUCGACUUCCGUCGCGCUGCUGACUUCAGUCGGGUUCACCCAGUUAUCUGCGCAUGAAUAUGUUGAGGCGGUUCAAAAGCUGAGACCUGAUAUUGCGGUUGGAAUGGUAGAUCUGGCUAACAAACAGCCCGGAUCCAAGAGGAGGGGGAAGAUGGUUGACCGGACGCAUGCCUGGACCCGAGAUGCACUGGAGCAGCUCUAUGGGAACGCUGUGGCAGAACGGGAAAAGUCAAAAAGCGCAUUCUUUGCACCAAUCUUACCUCUUGAUAAUGCGCAGCAGUCCCUCUAUUUGGAUGAUUUGGAGAGCGAGUUCCGGUGGGAUGUCUCCGGCCUCGCGCUAUAUCAAUCUGCGUCAUUGGGAUUUGUUCCAGAGUCGUUGGCGAACCUACCUCGUUUGCUCUUCAGUGAACCCGAGACUCCCCACACUAUCCUGAGUGAUAUAUCCCUCGGAGCAGACCUUCUGACCACGCCACUUCUGGGCGCAGCAUCAGAUGGUGGUAUUGCGAUGGAAUUCGUCUUCCCGGCUCCUGCUACCCUGCAAGAGGGCAAAUCUGAGCCUUUGCCUUUAGGAGUGGAUCUGUGGACUGGAAGUCACGCUACAGAUGUGUCACCGUUGUGCGAUGGAUGUGAAUGCUAUGCCUGCAAAAAUUACCAUCGUGCUUAUAUCCACCAUCUCCUACUUGCCAAGGAGAUGACUGCUUGGGCCCUCCUUCAGGUCCAUAAUUUCCACAUCAUGGAUAAAUUCUUCGCAGGAGUGCGGAAAAGUAUCCAACGUGGGUCCUUCGAGCAGGAUGUUGAGACGUUUGCUCGUUUUUAUGCCUCUUCGAUGCCGGAGACUAGUGGAGAAGGUCCUAGAUUACGUGGAUAUCAACUCCCGGCCAACGGGCCUAACCAGCCCCGCCGCAUGCCUAAGGUAUACGGCCAACUUGAAGAUGCUAUACAAAAAUUCGCCGAGGCCCAGUCUGAAAUUGCUACACCGGACACCGACGCGAGUGGACUCGAGGAACACGGGUUUGCCGAGAAGUUGUGA